Molecule: messenger RNA, 4718 nt
Organism: Aedes albopictus (Asian tiger mosquito)
Lineage: Eukaryota; Metazoa; Arthropoda; Insecta; Diptera; Culicidae
Exons: 5
Coding region: 2494-4554 (686 amino acids)
Biological process (GO): DNA integration
Molecular function (GO): zinc ion binding; nucleic acid binding
Source: RefSeq, a predicted model, not a curated record
AGUGUGGAGAUACAUCUGACUCCAUUAUCUGUGCUAUGGGUUCACGACAACAUGAAUAGAUAGAUGUACCAGGGUCUAGAGGAAUAACGAUAAACAAUCUGAAUUCUGCUAAGUAUAACGCGUGUCUCAAUAUUCGAUUACCACAAAUUGGCGGCGAGAACGGGAUAAUUGUUGGUAGGAAUUGUGGUUGGGGUAAAGUUUAGUGGUUGUUUUGUUGGAUUCUGAUUGAGCAGCGGCAGAAUACAAGGUUGUGCAUCGGUGGAUUCUCACCAAUACCUACACGAACUUGUAGUUGAGGGGAAGAAUCGGCUCAAGCAGCCGGAGAUUGGCCCACGUUGCCGGAGAUUGGCCCACGUUGCCGAAGAUUGGCCCACGCUGCCGGGAGAUUGGCCCACGCUGCCGAAGAUUAGCCCUUGUUGCUGGAGGACCACAGAUAUAGGACAGCUAUAAUUCUGGAAUGGAUUCGAGCAAGGUGUUUGCUGGACUGCCACCGUUCGCGUGCAAUGAUGUGCCCAUGUCAGAACGACACAGCAAGUGGCAAACGUGGAAGCGAGGCUUCGAAAUUUGUCUCAGAGCAGGCAAAAUAAACACUGCGUCUGAGAAGAAGGACCUCUUACUAGCGUAUGGAGGAUUUGAGCUACAGGAGGUAUUCUUCGGGAUCCCUGAUGCGGAUGUAGCAGAAACUGAUACGGUAAACCCGUAUGAUGUCGCUAUCGGAAAGUUGGACGAAUUCUUCGCUCCCCAGCGGCACGAGGCUCAUGAGCGCUUUUUAUUCUGGAGUAUGAAGCCGGAGCCAGACGAAUCUCUGGGAAAAUUUAUCAUGAGGACACAAAUGCACGCCAAAAAGUGUAAUUUCGGUGGAACGACCAUCGAGAGCUCAGGUAUAGCUGUGAUCGACAAAACUCUACAGUUUGUACCGGCGCAUUUGCGAGAAAAGCUGCUGCAAGAUACCGAGCUGACUGUAGAUGAAGUUAUCCGGCAAGUAAACGCGUACGAAACUACUAAAUCUGCAAGCCAACAAAUGAGUGGACAGACCAUCGCGCCGACAAUGAAGACGUCCGAGAAUGUACAGCAGAUCAAGGUGAUUUGCAAGUAUUGUGGAAGUCCUCAUGGCCAAGAUCAACAGUGCCCAGCUUGGAAUCGGGUGUGUUCGAACUGCGGUAAGAAAGGCCACUUCCGUCGGGUGUGUUUCUCUCGUGCGGUAUCCCCGAGCCACUCAAGUUUCAACAAGAAUAAUGACCCUGGUGCCCAGCGACCUCUCAAGCGCACAUUUGUCCAAGCUUUCCCUGGAUCCUCGGCUGGACCUUCAGGUGGUCGUAAGCAGUUCCAUCGAAACCCACCGUACCAUCCACGUCGAGUGCAUGCAAUUGAUGAAACACAAAACGCCGAAGAGGAAGUUGAAUUGGUGGAAAUGGUAUCGUCGUCGAAUGACUCUGAGGAAUUGAUUUGGGCCAAGGUUGGAAACGUUAUGAUCGAGAUGCAGAUCGAUUCUGGCGUUCAAUCAAACAUAAUCGACGACAAAACGUGGCGUUAUAUGGAACAGAACCAAGUAGCAGUUGUUGGUGAGCUGAUGAAACCCGAUAAAAAGUUUAAAGCAUAUGCUCAGCACGACUGUCUUGAAGUGGAUUUGAUGUUUGAUGCAGUAAUCAGCAUAACCGAUAGCACGAAACAGCUGAAAACGGUUGCUCGGUUUUACGUAGCUAAGCGAGGACCACAACCGUUACUCGGCAAGGCAACAGCGAAGCAAUUGGGAGUUCUAAGGGUAGGUCUUCCAAGUCGACAUGAACCAGUCCUGCAAAUUGCUACGGUGAAACGGUUCCCUAGUAUUCACGGAGUGAGAUUCACAUACCGAUUGACAAGUCUGUGGAACCAGUGGCUCAACGAUUGCGGCGGCUUCCAUUCUCUUCUCUGACGCGUGUGGAAGAUAAGCUGACAGAGCUCCUCAGCAAAGACAUCAUUGAGAAGGUGGAGGAGCCAAGCCGAUGGGUCUCUCCUUUGGUCGUUGUGCAGAAGGACAGUGGAGACAUCCGGCUCUGCGUGGAUCUCCGGCAGCUUAAUAAGGCUGUGGUGCGCGAGACUCAUCCUCUCCCUACGAUUGAAGAUGUUCGUUGGAGACUGAACGGAGCUGUGUACUUCUCGCGACUGGACAUCAAAGAUGCUUUCCACCAGCUCGAACUAGACGACGAGAGCAAACCGUUGACGACCUUCAUUACGCACAAAGGCCUAUUCAGAUACAAACGCCUUGUUUUUGGAAUUUCUUGCGCUCCAGAAAUUUUUCAAAAAAUCCUGGAGCAAAUUCUUUCAAAGUGCGGCUUUUGCAUCAACUUCAUCGACGAUAUCAUCAUAUUCGGAAAGACCGAACGUGAACACGAUGAAGCUCUUAAGUGUGUUCUAGAAACUCUUAAGGAAUAUGGCAUCGUUCUGAAUCAGGCCAAAUGCGCGUUUAAGCUAACGACAAUCGAUUUUCUUGGCCAUCGUUUUGAUGCUAAGGGCAUGUCUCCGGCUCAAGAUAAGAUUAUUGCUAUUCGCACUUUCCGCCCUCCAUCUACGAAAGAGGAAGUGCGAAGCUUCUUGGGGCUAGUUAACUAUGUCGGCUCAUUCAUUCCGGAUUUGGCAACAAUCUCAUUCCCGCUGCGAGAGCUUAUUAAGGAUAAGUCGGAAUUCAAAUGGGAAGCAAAUGAACAGAACGCGUUCGACCAAAUCAUGGGAUUACUUGGAAAUGUCAAUACGUUAUCCCAUUUUGACCCGAAGCUAAAAACUCGUCUGGUAGCAGAUGCCUCGCCGGUAGGAUUAGGCGCCGUACUUUUGCAGUAUCUAGAGGGGUCACCAAAAGUAGUGGCAUAUGCAAGUAAAAGUCUUACUGAUACCGAACGACGCUACGCUCAGACGGAAAAGGAAGCCUUAGCCCUGGUUUGGGCAGUCGAGCGCUUCCGGAUUUAUCUUUUAGGAAUUCGCUUUGAACUCGAGACUGACCAUAAACCACUGGAGGCCAUUUUCUCCCCUAAUUCAUCGCCAUGUAUCAGGAUCGAACGUUGGGUUUUAAGGAUGCAAGCUUUUUCGUAUGAUGUGGUCUACCGAAAGGGCAAAUCUAACAUCGCAGAUCCCCUGUCUAGAUUGUCACGAGCACCGGAGAGUGAGGCUUUCGACCCCGACUCUGACGUCUACAUACGCAGUGUGAUGGAGGUUGCAGCGGUAGAUAUUGAGGAAUUGGAGAGUGCUUCUGCCACUGACCCAGUACUGUGUGAGCUUCGAGGGUGUUUGAAUCGUGGGAUCUGGAACUACACGUCUGAACUAUUGAAGCCAUUUCAUGCUUUCCGAAACGAACUCGGUACUGUUGGUAAUCUCAUUGUCAGGGGCUCAAGACUGAUUGUGCCAACUAUUUUGCGACCAAGGAUGCUACAGUUGGGGCACGAGGGACAUCCAGGCCGUACUAAAAUGCAGCAACGACUGAGAAGCACAUGUUGGUGGCCAGGUAUGGAUGAGUCGAUAAUCAAAACGGUAGAUUCUUGUGCCGGUUGCCGUAUUGUAAGUCAGGCAGAUCGUCCAGAACCUAUGCAGCGUCGGAAAUUGCCUGAAGCACCGUGGAUUGACCUAGCUAUGGAUUUUCUCGGACCGCUGCCUUCUGGAGACCAUCUUCUGGUAGUGAUCGACUAUUUCAGUCGAUAUAAAGAGGUGGAAGUUUUGAGGAAAAUAACGGCUACUGAAACCAUUGAUCGGCUCGAGAGCAUCUUCACUCGUCUCGGAUAUCCCAGAACAAUUACGCUGGACAAUGGUCGUCAGUUCGUGAGCACUGAAUUCGAACAGUAUUGCAAACAGCGGGGUAUAGUCUUGAACAGAACAACGCCUUAUUGGCCACAAGAGAAUGGCCUCGUGGAGCGACAGAAUCGUUCUCUUGUCAAACGUCUGAAAAUCAGUCAAGCUCUUAAACAAGACUGGAAACGGGAUAUACUUACCUACUUAUCUAUGUACUAUUCUACACCGCAUAGUACGACGGGUAAAACACCUAGUGAAUUGAUGUACGGACGAAAUGUGCGAACAAAAUUACCAUCAUUGGCGGAUUUGGGUACAGCUGUGCCAAGCACUGAUUACAGAGAUCGAGACCACCAGGCUAAAGAGAAGGGAAAGAUAGCUGAAGAUCAUCGACGUGGCGCCAAGCCCUCAAGUUUGGAAAUCGGAGAUAAAGUUCACAUAAAGCGAACCAUACCUGGAAACAAAUUGAGUUCUACCUUUAACAGCGACGUGCUCACGGUUACAGCAAAACGCGGUCCAAGAACAACGAUUCAAAAUGAUGAAACGGGAAAGGUGUACGAAAGGAACUCAAGUCAUCUCAAAAAGAUAAGAAGUGGAAAUGAUAACCAAAAUGAUCUUGGAAGAGCCGACGAGCAAAAUGAGUCCGAGGUACUUCCAGAGGAGCGCCAAGAAGACCCUUUACGCAGUGAUGAUUCUCCUGAGCAAACGUCGACAGACCAGGACGAACCAGCUUCGGAGCAACGUCGAGUACCUCGUUUGACUAGAGUUCCGAACCGAUUCGCUGAUUAUAUUCUUGAUGGUUGACUAUUUUCAUUUAUAUUAUAAGGGAGAUGUGGAGAUACAUCUGACUCCAUUAUCUGUGCUAUGGGUUCACGACAACAUGAAUAGAUAGAUGUACCAGGGUCUAGAGGAAUAACGAUAAACAAUCUGAAUUCUGCUAAGUAUAACGCGUGUCUCAAUAUUCGAUU